AUGAACCCGUUCCCAACCAACCCGAUGAUAGGAACAGCAAUAAAGUCAACAGAUUGGCAGGAUGCGACGAAACAGUCAAAGAAUAUGCAGCUCCCCAAUGGCUCAUCGAGUCAGCAUGCUCAGUCCCUUUCCGACACCUAUGGAUCCCCUCAGAAUGCGGCGAGGCGGUUGAAGGUCAUCGAUCUCAUGAGUAUCUCCUCUACCCAGCACGCUCAGUCCACACCAUACGUCACUGCAACAGGCCCGUCUACACAACCUGUCAGCCAUACGCCAUCUUCCGCUUGUACAUCGAAUACUGAUGCUAUGUAUUCGCCCACUGAGACGGAAGAGCAACCACACCUUAAGCUUCAGGGCCAUGCUAUCAUAGAUGACCCCAGAAAUUCGCAUCUCAUCAGAUGGUCCGACAAGGGGGAUUCUUUCAUCAUUCCAGACAGGAACAAAUUUGCUCGGACGUUACUCCCUACAAUUUGCAGUCAUGGUAAUUUCAGAGCAUUUUGCCGCCUUCUAUGGUACUAUAAGUUGGAUCUCAAGAAGCAAUCCUCUCCGUUGAGGUCAUGGCAAAGCACUCCGUUCAGAGAAUACAGCAAUCCUAAUUUUCGGCGAGACGAUGAAACCGGGCCUUCGCAUAUGGAAUGUCGAAGGAAGAAGACCAAAGCGCCCUCAGACCCUGGAUCUCGGUCUUCCCUGUUCGCUCGGUGUUCACGUGCACGCGGAGAGUCCACCAUGGAUGAAGAUCAUGUCGCAAGCGACAUGUGGCGAGACGACAAGCCAUGCGAGAGUGUCCCAGGGUCACACUCUAGAUAUCCAAAGCGGCGACAGAUAACUUAG
Messenger RNA from Aspergillus fumigatus Af293, 828 nucleotides. RefSeq names its product putative heat shock transcription factor. The coding region runs from base 1 to 828 and encodes 275 amino acids. Gene Ontology annotation, biological process: regulation of DNA-templated transcription. NCBI's taxonomy places the organism in Eukaryota, Fungi, Ascomycota, Eurotiomycetes, Eurotiales, Aspergillaceae. The record is from RefSeq and is a predicted model, not a curated record. Gene Ontology annotation, molecular function: sequence-specific DNA binding; DNA-binding transcription factor activity. The transcript has 3 exons.